CCGGCAAGAAAAAGGUCACCAAAGCUGAGCGACUGCGGCUGCUGCAGGAGGAGGAGGAGAGACGCCUGAAGGAGGAAGAGGAGGCUCGACUGAAAUUUGAAAAAGAAGAACAGGAAAGGCUAGAAAUACAGAGGCUCGAGAAAGAGAAAUGGCAUCUACUGGAAAAGAAAGACCUAGAGAGGAGAAACGAAGAACUUGAAGAACUUUCUUUGCUAGAGGGCUGUUUUCCUGAAGCAGAGAAGCUAAAACGGGAAACCAGAGCGCUGGCCCAGUGGAAACACUACAUCCAGUGUGACGGAAGCCCCGACCCUUCGAUUCCUCAGGAAAUGAACACUUUCCUUAGCUUGUGGGAAGAGGAGACGAAUGAGACCUUCGAGCAAGUGAUUGAGAAGAGUAAGCUGGUGCUGACUUUGAUCGAGAAGCUGAAGCUAAUUUUACUGGAAACUCCAUCGUGUGACCUGGAAGCCAGAACUGUGGCACAGCACCAAGAGUCGAUCCUGCGCCUGCAGGAGCUCCUCAGCCUCAAGGUGGACAUGGCCACGGAACUGCUUCUCCGAGAAGCUAGUACCUUAGCAGAUUUGGACAGUGGGAACAUGGAAAAAAUCAUCCAAGAUGAGAAUGUGUCCCUGUAUGUGUGGGCAAACCUAAAGAAGAAUCCCAGGUAUCGAAGUGUGAAAUUCUCUGAAACACAAAUUGGAUUUGAAAUCCCGAGGGUACUGGCUACAAGUGACGUCGCCCUUCGGCUCCUACACACGCGCUAUGACCAUGUCACCCCCCUGUACCCCAUGGCUGCCCCUGGAGAGGAGCCGGUCCCCAUGGUAACGGAACAGGCCAAGAAGGAGGAGCCUGUAGAAAAGGCCGCCACUGAAGAAAAGGCCCUCCCCGAGGAAAAGCCGGCCAUCCAAGAAGAUGAGGCAGAGCCCACGCAAGAGAGAGAGUUUAGCUUGGCCCAAGAGGAGGAGACCAACGUGGAGGCCCUGGAGGACUUGGAAGUAGAAAGGACUCCCGACCAUGAGGAUGAAAACUUGGAAGUCACCAAAUGCGAACUGGAGAUGCAGCUGCUAAGUGAAGCUGUCUCAGCAGCACAGCUACACCUGGUGGAGAACUCUUUGGAGAUCCCAGAAACCACUCAAGAGUACGAGGUGGACUUGUGCCAUUUCUCCACGCUGGGCGGAGUGUACCACCUGGAUACCCUAGAGCUGCCCCCCCAGUGCAAACCAGUGAAGGGCUGGAUACUCGUAGAGAUACGCCAAGAAGGAUUACAGAGGUUUACAUAUCCUCCAGAAACCACAGAAGAACCUGAUCCAGAAAAUGCCUUUCCGCCCAUAGAGGUCACCCUGGAGGUCAAUGAGAACGUGAUCUUCUUUGAGGACCCCAAGGUCAUAAGGUGGGACGCUGAAGGUAAAUUCUGGAAGACGGAUGGCAUCAGCAGCGUCUUUUACGAUCGAGAAGACAGGCUCAUAACCUUCAGUUUGGACACUUUGGGCCCUGUGACCCUGAUUCAGGACGCCCAUAUCAACAUGCCCUACCAGUCCUGGGAACUGCGGCCCCUCGAUGUCAACAGGGCCAUCCUGACUGUGACUACGCUGUUCACUGAGCUCCAGAUACAAAUCAGGGAAAACCUCUGCAUGUUAGCGUCAACCAAAGUGAGAGGCCAGGAGCACGUGUCUCACUUAGAGGGAAAAUGGCUGACCCCCGUGCCCUUCAUUCUGGCCUUGAAGGCGGCAGGGCUGAAUAUCUUCCCCGAUGUAUAUUCCCACUUCUACGUGGUCAUCAACAAUAAGGUGCCCCUUCUGGAAGUGAAGGCCUACCGGCAAAUGGCCCUGCUGAGCUCCGCUUUCGCCUUCGGCUGGAGCAAGUGGAACAUGGUCUGCAAUUCCACACGCGUUGUGUUCAGGGUAAAGGAGGACCUGGAAGAGGGCGUGGAGAACCAGCCUUGGUCGCUCCUCAUGUUCAGUGGGGACAGAGCACAGAUGCUCAGGGUGUGGGAAGACAGUGACGUAUUCUCUGAGGCCCUCAAGGAAGACACCGAGUUUCACACCACCUUGUACCACAUGGUGAAGGACUUCGCCUCACCAGAGGCGAUGGAGAGGGUGAGGCGUUCGGACUGCCAGUUCAUCGACUCGGUGUGCCACAUGCUGCUGUCCAUCCGGGUCCUUAGCUACUCUUAGCCUUCACAGCCUGUGUGAGAGCUGGCGAGACCCUCAGGCCCUGCAGGAAUCAGGUGCCCCUCCAGGUGACUGAAGUCAGUGACCUCAGAGCACUCUAUUGUAGUCAAGCUGCAUGGAGAUUUGAACGGCUCUUUAUUACGGUACAUUUUAAUAAAGUACUACGUCUCUCUCAGAAA
Molecule: messenger RNA, 2347 nt
Organism: Phodopus roborovskii (desert hamster)
Lineage: Eukaryota; Metazoa; Chordata; Mammalia; Rodentia; Cricetidae
Gene: Dnai7
Product: dynein axonemal intermediate chain 7
Exons: 14
Coding region: 327-2171 (614 amino acids)
Cellular component (GO): axoneme
Molecular function (GO): beta-tubulin binding; microtubule binding
Source: RefSeq, a predicted model, not a curated record